Molecule: messenger RNA, 636 nt
Organism: Myotis brandtii (Brandt's bat)
Lineage: Eukaryota; Metazoa; Chordata; Mammalia; Chiroptera; Vespertilionidae
Product: dual specificity protein phosphatase 18
Exons: 1
Coding region: 1-636 (211 amino acids)
Biological process (GO): protein dephosphorylation
Molecular function (GO): MAP kinase tyrosine/serine/threonine phosphatase activity
Source: RefSeq, a predicted model, not a curated record
AUGUCAACACCACCACCAUCACCACCACCACCACCACGACCACCACGACCACCACGACCACCACCACCACCACCACGACGUCUCUUGCUGGCCAAGGCCCUCCCACAGCCCUUGAGGUCCCGUGGGCUCUCCCAGCUGACCAGCACCCUCUACAUAGGUAAUGCCAAGGCCGCUAACAACAGGCACCUAUUGUCUUCCAAUCGCAUCACAGCAGUCAUCAGUAUGUCAGCGGAAAUUUUCAGCACGUUUAUUGAGGACAUUCUAUACCUGAAGGUACCUGUGACUGACUCCCCCAGCACGCGCAUAGGCGAUUUCUUCGAUAUUAUCGCCGAUUAUAUCCACAGCGUAGAGCUGCGCCAAGGCCGCACACUGGUGCACUGCCACGCUGGCAUCAGCCGCUCCGCCACGGUGUGCAUAGCCUUCUUGAUGAAAUAUCGUUCCCUGUCACUCCUAGAAGCUCACACUUGGACCAAAGCCUGCCGUCCCAUCAUACGCCCAAACAUGGGCUUUUGGGAGCAGCUAAUUCAAUACGAAUUCAAACUCUUCGCCAAAAACACCGUCCGGAUGAUUGACUCCCCCGUGGGCAAGAUCCCAGAUGUAUACCAGAAAGAGUUGCGGCUGACGUCAUCCAUGUGA